AUGGUUAGAAAUGUUAAGAGUACUGAUGUUGGUGAUCUAAAAUUAGAGGCUAAAAAAAUUGAAGAGAAAUAUUUGAAAUACCAAUUAGCUACUAUUAAAGAUAAAUUUAAGCACCAAUUAGUUGUUACUAAUGAUAAAUUGAACAAAGAUAAUCAAUCAUGGUUAGAAGUUUUAGUAGAAGCUCAGCAAGAAGUUUUACAAG
This is a messenger RNA of Racocetra persica, 202 nucleotides long. NCBI's taxonomy places the organism in Eukaryota, Fungi, Glomeromycota, Glomeromycetes, Diversisporales, Gigasporaceae. The record is from the annotation of a GenBank genome assembly.